Molecule: messenger RNA, 1274 nt
Organism: Photinus pyralis (common eastern firefly)
Lineage: Eukaryota; Metazoa; Arthropoda; Insecta; Coleoptera; Lampyridae
Gene: DNApol-gamma35
Product: DNA polymerase subunit gamma-2, mitochondrial
Exons: 5
Coding region: 24-1046 (340 amino acids)
Biological process (GO): mitochondrial DNA replication
Cellular component (GO): mitochondrion; cytoplasm
Source: RefSeq, a predicted model, not a curated record
GGCAAAUUUGUUACACGAAGACGAUGCUUAAAAAAGUUUUAGAACUAUGCGAAGUGCGCGGGUUUUUAAAGAGCUUUAAAGACGGGCUGAAGUUAGUGGGACCGGUCGGGGCGUUACUACGACGAAAUCUCGAAACCGAAUGGUUCUAUAAUCUGGUGAUCAAUCGAGAGACUAGCGUGUUUAUGAACGAAGGAUCGUUCGUCGAUACGUACGAGUUUGCCAGGCGAGUUUGUCAGGAGCGUUCGCCUUUCGGUGUCGCCGAAGUGGUGAAGGACACGGAGGAUUUAUUUGAUUUGGAUGGGCAUUUCUUUCAUAAGCCGAGGUAUUUGCUUACGACGGUGUUCGUUCCGCCUUCGUUGUCGACUCAGUUUUUCCACGACUGGCAAAGGCUGCGCAGGACGUGGUGGCGGAAGCUUUCAGCGUAUCCUGGUAGAUAUGCCUUCUCGGACCUGCAGACGAACGGUGAUAGUCAACUACUUCAGAUACGCGCAGAGUAUGAGUCUGAGAAGGUUUUGGUGGAGUCGUUACGUUUCAAUCAAGAACCACACCCUUUAUUGACACCCGAACAGUUAUUUGUGCGAGAUGGACGUAAAAAGGUGCAGGCGCAUUACAUUAGCAGCAACAUUUCGCUUGACAAUAUGCUCCUAAACUGUAUAUGGGACGCAUACGACGAGCCCGACUUUAUAGGUAAACCACGCCCAUUGCUAAGGUUCCAUCGAAAAUUGGCCCCGUACAAAAUCAGUUUCGCGAUCUCCGCUACAAAAAGUAGCACUUUGGAGGAGCUAAGCUCGCUGGCCUUGUACUUGUGUCGGAAGUUGCGAGACGGUCACGUGUCGUGCCUGCUACUCCCGAUGACUAUUAAAACCACCCUAGAGUCGCAGUGGGCUCCAUACGACGAAAUGGGGGUGCCUUAUACUGUCAUUUUAAACGAGACCACUUUGAAAAACGGCAUAUCACUACUCCGCAGCCGAGAUACUACACUAAAGGAACAGGUGCACGUUACAAAAUUGCCGGCGUACGUCGAACAACUGUUUAAAAACUACUAGCUGUUUAUUACGACCUAUUGUACUUUGUAAAAUUAACGCCUGUCACUCUGGAAAGCCAUGCAAUAUAAGUUGAGACUCGUGUGUAAACGGAGUGGUUGAAGCUGAUUCUGCAAAAUGGAAGAAGAGCCAGAUGGCUUGUGAUUCCGAUUUGUAAAUAGCGCUUAUUUUGUACUAUUAUUAAAGGCCCUCCGCUGUCGCCCUAGAAAUAAAAGACAUAUUGUAGUGUUA